AGAGCCACCGACUGCAGCCAGCUCUGCCAGCGGCGUCACAGCAUGUACACCAGCAGAAUGGAGGUUCCCAGGAGGGGGCGAUCCUUCGACUCCAUGAACACCAGCUUCGGCGAGAAUCAGCUCAACAACGUGGUAGGCAACCUCUCCUCUUUGGCCAUCCUCAACGAGAUCCACAAGUCCAACUACACGAUGAAUGAUGACAACAAAGUGAAUGAAGACAAUGUAUCUGAAAGGGGGAGAGCUGCCGUCAUUUUUUCUUUAAAAAACGAAGUUGGAGGGCUUGUGAAAGCCCUAAAGCUCUUUCAGGAAAAACAUGUGAACCUGGUGCACAUAGAAUCUCGAAAAUCCAGGAGACGAAAUUCAGAGUUUGAGAUCUUUGUAGAUUGUGACAGUAACAGGGAACAGCUUGAGGAGAUCUUCCAUCUCUUGAAAUCCCAUGCCAAUGUGGUAUCCGUGAACCAGACAGACAAUUUCCUCGUACAGGAAGAUGAUAUGGAAAAUAUCCCCUGGUUCCCUAAGAAGAUCUCGGAUUUGGAUAAAUGUGCAAAUCGUGUUCUUAUGUAUGGUUCUGAUCUGGAUGCAGACCAUCCAGGUUUCAAAGACAAUGUUUAUCGCAAGAGACGGAAGUAUUUUGCAGACCUGGCCAUGAACUACAAACAUGGUGACCCAAUUCCAAAAGUUGAAUUCACCGAGGAGGAGAUCAGGACUUGGGGCACAGUAUUCCGAGAACUGCAUAAACUCUACCCAACCCAUGCUUGCAGAGAAUAUCUUAAAAACCUGCCUUUGCUAGCCAAGUACUGUGGGUACAGAGAAGACAACAUCCCCCAGCUGGAAGAUGUGUCACGUUUUCUAAAAGAGCGCACUGGAUUUACUAUCCGCCCAGUUGCCGGAUACCUCUCACCCAGAGAUUUCUUGGCGGGUUUAGCCUUCAGAGUAUUCCACUGCACUCAGUAUGUUCGACACAGUUCUGACCCGCUUUACACUCCAGAACCUGAUACCUGCCAUGAGCUUUUGGGCCAUGUACCUCUUCUUGCUGAACCUAGUUUUGCCCAAUUCUCUCAGGAAAUUGGCUUGGCUUCCCUUGGGGCAUCUGAUGAAGCUGUUCAGAAGCUGGCAACUUGCUACUUCUUCACAGUAGAAUUUGGCUUAUGUAAGCAAGAAGGCCGGCUAAGAGCCUAUGGAGCCGGUUUACUCUCUUCUAUCAGUGAACUGAAACAUGCACUGUCUGGAAAUGCCAGAGUCAAGCCCUUUGACCCCAGUGUCACCUGCAAGCAAGAAUGCAUGAUUACAACAUUCCAAGAAGUUUACUUUAUUUCUGAAAGCUUUGAAGAUGCAAAAGAAAAGAUGAGAGAGUUUGCAAAGACAAUCAGGCGCCCCUUUGGAGUGAAUUACAACCCGUAUACACAAAGCGUUCAGAUCCUGAAAGACACAAGGAGCAUUGCUACUGUGGUGAAUGAGCUACGCCACGAACUGGACAUUGUCAGUGAUGCCCUGACCAAGAUGGGCAAGCAGCUGGGAAUUUAACCUCUCCAGGGAUCAUCAACCACUCCACACUUGGCACCUAUGGAUUGGGUCCCAUUUUAGACAUGGAAAUACUCUUUGUGUGCUUUACCGCCCUGUGAUCUUCGGAUGAAGGGUGGUAUACUCAAUGAAUGAAUGAAUGAAUGAAUGAAUGAAUGAAUAAAGUAGGAUGCCAUUUUCCUAAAACCAAAGGCUAAAUCAUGAGGAAAUACUUUGUUUUUGAACUAUGCCCCCCGGAAACAUUCAUACCAAUAUUUGCAUACUAUUUCUCCCUUUCUCUUUUAUGGCUCACCCACGCACUCAGCAAGUUGGAAGGAGAGCAGAUGCAACUUGCUUGUGGACUUAGGAAUAGUUACAAUGAAAUAGGCAAGUGGUUCCAUGUAGUCCAAUGAGGGCUCAUUCUACUUACUACUGAAGAAUGGCUAGAGCUAGAAACCAAGAUCUAAUGAGGACCUAUUGCCAUCCAGUCCAGGGAUGACUCCAGCUCCCAUCAUCCCAUUGGCCAUUCUGCUGGGGCUGAUGGGGGCUAGAGUCCAGCAACACCUGGAGGUCCACAGCUUCCCCACCCCUGCCUCAAACCCAGUACAGCAUGUGCCAUCAUGUUUCAAGAAGGAUUCAAUAGUUAUUUCAGCUGAAGGAUGAAGACUAUAAUUCGAUGCACACUUAUGUAGGAAUCCAGUACAAGCGAAUACAGUGGGAUUUAUUUCUUGAGUUGCUCUGCACGUGCCAUUUCUCAUAUUAGGUUUCCCAAUAAACUUGCAUCUGGAUAUACUUGCACUUGGAGAACAGGGAUCUCCUUCUGGCAGGAAGCUGAUUCAGUGUCGUUUCAUCCCAUUAUACUCUCAUUUGGCUCCGAUGAGUGCCCUCCAGGAUGGCCAGUGGCCAAGGAUGAGGGAAGCUGCAAUCCAGCAACAUUUGGGGGCCCCCAGGCUAGCUACCCCUGCUCUAGAGACUACUCAGUGAUGAAUUUAUAGCAAAAUGAAUAGCAAAAUGAGCACAAAUUAGGAUAAACCAGCUUUGAAGUGUAUUUUAGGCCUUAUGCAUCAUAUAGCCUACUCCAACCUACACCCCCAAACCCCUGUGUUUUUGUACUAUGUGAAAAGGUAGAGGGUGGUGUAGUUGGAGAAAUAUGGGAGGGACAAUGACUUGCUACAGAAGAACCUGUGCUCAUUGUUCCAAUUUAUUCUCAAGAUGUCAAGAGAUAGAGGCUCAUUGGAAUUACUUCUGAACUGGAUAUGCCUUCAUAUUUAGAUAAACCUUACUUUUGUCUUAACUUAGAAUUGUUUUUUAGGAAUCUGAAACUUUUUAAAUAAAUCAUUGCAGUUGAAACAACUGGAAGUAAUGGAACAGAUUUUCUGGGCUUCUACAAAGAGUAGCAUUUCCUGAAAUGAACUGGAUUAUGCCAUGUCUGUGCUUUUUUAUUAGACAUUUUUGGGUCUGUGUUAUGUUUGUAAUGCAAGAGAAAAACAUUGUACUGUUAAAUGAGUAUUUGCACCUUAAACUCUAAGACUUGGAUUUUUUUAAAAAAAUAUUUGAAGCCGGUUGUAGUUUUGCAAUUGACCUUGAUGGAUCCAAGAAUUCACUUAAAAUCUAAGUAGAUAUAGUUUCAGAUAUUUAAAUAUUUAUAUUCAGUUUUUAGGAUGUGUAAACUUUGUCAUCUGUGUUAGUAAUUUCAGUGAAUUUACUGUGGUGCUAGAACUGUUAAGUAGUCAGAAUGCUUAGCUAAAUGAUAUUUCCCAUUUUUUUCUAUUUUCAAAUUAAAAAAUGAAC
Zootoca vivipara (common lizard) is the source of this 3291-nucleotide messenger RNA. It is a transcript of the gene TPH1, whose product is annotated as tryptophan hydroxylase 1. The record is from RefSeq and is a predicted model, not a curated record. NCBI's taxonomy places the organism in Eukaryota, Metazoa, Chordata, Lepidosauria, Squamata, Lacertidae. Gene Ontology annotation, molecular function: tryptophan 5-monooxygenase activity; iron ion binding. Gene Ontology annotation, biological process: serotonin biosynthetic process; aromatic amino acid metabolic process. Gene Ontology annotation, cellular component: neuron projection.